Molecule: messenger RNA, 1273 nt
Organism: Juglans regia (Persian walnut)
Lineage: Eukaryota; Viridiplantae; Streptophyta; Magnoliopsida; Fagales; Juglandaceae
Product: hevamine-A-like
Exons: 1
Coding region: 184-1080 (298 amino acids)
Biological process (GO): carbohydrate metabolic process
Cellular component (GO): extracellular region
Molecular function (GO): chitinase activity
Source: RefSeq, a predicted model, not a curated record
GAACUCGAUCGGUGGGGAUCGGACUUCUAAACAUUACUCAAUAGCAUAGAAGUUAGGCCUUAGAGCAUGAUCAUUGUUCUCCUAUAAAAUCAUGCAUCUCUGAAUUCCAAGAACACCAUGAGAAAACCAAGUCUAACAGUGACUAGUGUACUGUGACCUGAACAAUCACAAACUCUCUGCGCUAUGGCAUCAAAUUCAACACUCUCACUAGCUUUCCUGAUCUUAUCGGUGAUUCUAAUGCAAGUGGUUAGUACUGAUGCUGGUGGAAUCGCAAUCUACUGGGGUCAGAAUGGAAAUGAAGGUACCUUGGCUCAAACUUGUGCCACUAAUAAGUAUGCAUUCGUAAACAUUGCUUUCCUCCCAACCUUUGGCAAUGGCCAAAAACCAAUCAUCAACCUUGCUGGUCACUGUGAUCCAAACAGUAAUGGCUGCACCAGAUUGAGCUCUGACAUAAAGUCGUGUCAAGCAAAAGGAAUUAAGUUGAUGCUCUCUAUAGGAGGAGGGGCAGGGAGCUACUCCCUUACUUCGACAAACGAUGCCCAACAAGUUGCGACCUAUCUAUGGAAUAACUUCUUGGGCGGACAAUCCUCUUCUCGCCCUCUUGGAGAUGCUGUUUUGGAUGGGAUUGACUUCGACAUUGAAGGAGGAACAACCCAACACUGGGAUGAGCUUGCAAGGUAUCUCUCCGGAUACAGCAAACAAGGAAAGAAGGUAUACUUAACGGCAGCUCCUCAGUGCCCUUUCCCUGAUGCUUGGAUGGGAGGUGCUCUUAAGACCGGUCUAUUUGAUUAUGUAUGGGUACAGUUCUAUAACAAUCCUCCGUGCCAGUAUUCCUCAGGUAAUACUGCCAAUCUAGUAAAGGCAUGGAAUCAAUGGACCUCUAUUCCUGCAACCAAAAUAUUUCUAGGACUUCCUGCAGCACCCAACGCAGCUGGAAGUGGCUUCAUUCCUGUAGCUGACUUAACUUCUAAGGUGCUUCCGGUCAUUAAACGUUCUGCCAAGUAUGGAGGUGUGAUGUUGUGGUCAAAAUACUAUGACGAUCGGACUGGAUACAGUUCUUCCAUCAAAAGCAGUGUUUAGAACUCCGAAUCAAAAUGGAUCAGUUAAUGUUGUAUGGUACAUUAAUGCAAAAGGCAUUAGCUAAAAUAAAUAAAGUACUGUGCUUUGAUUAAUUAAUGAGCCAUUAGGAAUGCUCCAAGGGAGGUGAUUUGAACUGAUCAAUGCGUUUUGGAUCCAGGUUCUACUACUUAAUUACCAGCUGGUGUGUAACACA